This is a messenger RNA of Oryzias melastigma (Indian medaka), 2103 nucleotides long. RefSeq names its product potassium channel tetramerization domain containing 10 (gene kctd10). Gene Ontology annotation, molecular function: protein binding; ubiquitin-protein transferase activity. The coding region runs from base 247 to 1188 and encodes 313 amino acids. Gene Ontology annotation, biological process: negative regulation of Rho protein signal transduction; proteasome-mediated ubiquitin-dependent protein catabolic process; protein homooligomerization. The record is from RefSeq and is a predicted model, not a curated record. NCBI's taxonomy places the organism in Eukaryota, Metazoa, Chordata, Actinopteri, Beloniformes, Adrianichthyidae. Gene Ontology annotation, cellular component: Cul3-RING ubiquitin ligase complex. The transcript is spliced from 7 exons.
CCCCUUUGAUGCAUAAUUUACAAGUACAACAUUGUUUGGGUUUAAAACAAAUUAUUUUCAACAAAAUUAUAAUCACACAUAAUUUUUUUUUUUUUUAAAUAAAACAUUUUAAAUCUAAAAAAAACUGUCUCUUUAAAAUGUGCUGCUUACGUCAUUUUUCUAACUGCGCAGCGGAUCACCGGAAGGAAGUGGGUGUUAGCUGACAAAGGUUAGCAGCUUACAUUUCGGACGCUUGCUGUGGGUUCUAUGGAAGAGAUGUCAGGAGAGAGUGUGGUGAGCUCGGCAGUGCCGGCAGCUACAACACGAACAACGUCCUUCAAAGGAUCCAGCCCCAGCUCAAAGUAUGUGAAGUUAAAUGUUGGUGGAGCGCUGUACUACACUACAAUGCAGACACUAACAAAGCAAGACACAAUGCUUAAAGCCAUGUUCAGUGGCAGGAUGGAGGUGCUCACAGAUAGUGAAGGUNNGAUCCUUAUCGAUCGCUGUGGGAAACACUUUGGAACAAUCCUCAACUUUUUACGAGAUGGAGCUGUCCCACUGCCAGACAGCCGUCGAGAAACUGAGGAACUUCUUGCUGAGGCCAAGUACUACCUUGUUCAAGGGCUUUCUGAUGAAUGCACAGCUGCCUUGCAGAACAAAGAAACAUAUGAACCUCUAUGUAAAGUGCCUUUGAUGACAUCUUCUAAAGAAGAGCAAAGACUUAUUGCAACUUCAAAUAAACCUACUGUAAAGCUGCUGUAUAAUAGAAGCAACAACAAAUAUUCAUACACCAGCAAUUCGGAUGACAACAUGCUAAAGAAUAUUGAGCUGUUUGACAAGCUGUCUUUGCGGUUCAACGGCCGAGUACUUUUCAUCAAAGACGUAAUUGGAGAUGAGAUCUGUUGCUGGUCGUUUUAUGGCCAGGGUCGGAAGAUUGCUGAAGUAUGCUGCACUUCCAUUGUGUACGCCACAGAAAAGAAACAGACAAAGGUUGAAUUUCCCGAAGCACGAAUCUAUGAAGAGACUCUCAACAUCCUUUUGUACGAGUCUCACGAUGGCCGGGGUCCAGACAAUGCUCUUCUGGAGGCCACAGGGGGUGCCGCUGGACGUUCUAACCAUCUGGACGAGGAAGAAGAGCGGGAACGAAUUGAACGAGUUCGUAGAAUUCAUAUCAAACGUCCAGAUGACCGCACGCACCACCACCAGUGACUUUCCUCCUCUGACUCGCCAAACUGCAUCUCUGACCUUGGAUAGUCUGUGUGCCGUGCUUGUGCCUUACAACUGAGUGCUUCACUUUCUGACUUCCUGUCUUUUAUCAGCCUUUUUGAUGAGAUGGAAAUGAGUGAAUUUGAUCUGUGUUUAGUGAUGGAGUGAUUUAGUGUUUUCUGUUUCUUUGUCUUUUCUUCUGAAACUGUAGCAUUUUGUAUGUUGGCCACAGCAGGAGCUCAGAGAUGUGCAUGUGUGCAACCACAAUUUCACCAGCCUGUGACAGAGACAACUGACAGUAUAAAUCUUUUUUAUUUUAUUUUAGUUUUUGUAUGUUUUGAGUGUGUCUCUGUGUGACAUAGAGGAUAAGAAUUAUAUGAAUUAGGUGAAGAAGACAUAAAAAUAGUUGGUCCUUUUGGAUCCACUAGAAACUCCUGCUGUUCCUUUUAAGGCCACACGAUGGCACUGUUUCACAUGUUACAAGCGAGGCCUACUUUUGUAGCCUGCAAGAUAUUAAACUUUUCUAAAAUUAUAUAUAAGAUAUCAAUAGAUGCAUCGUUUCACUGUAUAAUUUCGGUUAUUUGUAUUUUCACUCCACAAAACUAACCAGUUUUUUAGCAAAACGAACCUGAAUAGUGACUUGGUGUGUUGAGUGCUCUUGGUUGAUUGAAUGAUGUAAUGAGUGAGUGUAACUGGAGAUCUUCCUGGCAGGAAAGGAGCCCUGUCUACAAGCUUUUAACAGGGAGGGAAAUUAGACCUGUCUUUCAUCAUUGCAUUCAUUAAGGAAUGUAUUGUUUGCACACUAAAGGUUUAAGUUGAAAUUUGUCUCAUUGCAAUUCACACACAUCUGUUGUACAAAAACGAACUGAAGUGUAUGUUUUAUAUUUAUACAUUAUAUUGAAUAAAUUUCUACAAAGA